Messenger RNA from Astrephomene gubernaculifera, 3261 nucleotides. NCBI's taxonomy places the organism in Eukaryota, Viridiplantae, Chlorophyta, Chlorophyceae, Chlamydomonadales, Astrephomenaceae. The record is from the annotation of a GenBank genome assembly.
CUGAUCCAAGUUACAAACGUGAAGCCCAUGCUAACAUGUUUUGGAUAUAGUAAUUUGUUUCCACUUGACUAAGCAAUCAGGGUUUUCCUAUGACCGGUGGAGGAUCCGGUAGCCAAGAAGUCGCAGCAGUCAGGAUGGUUGCGCGGCCACGCGAGCUCCUCAAGGAGCUUCGCGAGGGUCCUGAUACUGUGAAGGCGCUUAAGGCAAUCAAGAACCAAGUAAUCGGUAGUAAGGCAAAAAAGGCAGCUUUUAUAAGCGAAGGCGCUGUUCAACAGGUUGUUGAGGUCCUAAAGGACUGCAGCAAGCGUGGAGGCUCGGCCGUUCGACCGGAGCUUGUGCAGCAGCAAGCUGCCGUUGUCAUCGGCAGCCUGGCCUAUGGCACGCCAGCGGCUCUGCGUGAGCUGGCUGCACACGGUGUCGUGCCGUACCUCGUGGAAAUGCUUCACAGCAGCGACGAGGCCGUGGUGGAGGCCGGUCUGCGGGCCAUCAAGUUGAUAAUGCACCAGUCCACGCCGCCCUCAAUCUUCGCGACACCCGAACCAGUCUGCUCCAGCUCCGCCUGCCCCCCUACUACCACCGCGCCAACCGCUGCCAUCCCAACCUCCGCAGCUCCCUGUGAGGCGGUGCGGCUGGACGCUGCUGCCAUGGCCGCCGUGGUGCGCUGCCUGCGCAGCUCUGCUGCAAGCACCGGAGGCAGCGGCGGGGACAUUGCAUCUGGCGCUGGCGGUACGGGCCUCGGGCCAUCUGAUGGAGGCAGCGGAGAGGCAGCAGCGGCGAUGGAGGGGGCGAAGCAGGCGGAAGCGGCGGACGCACCAGCUGCUGCGGUUAUGCACGGCACAGCGCCGCAGGGGCUGUGCGGCUCUCAGCGCAGGAGACAGAUGGCAGCAAUGGCAGCUGCGGUGGUGGCGUGCUGCUGCCGGAGGGAGGAGGAGCGCUGUGUAGCCAUCGCUGCGGGCGCACCCGGGGGGCUGCUGCAGCUGCUGCUGGAGAGCGAGCGACCGGACGCGCAGGUAUCCGCGCUGGAGGGUCUGUCCCUCAUGCUGCCCCACCACCCGCCCGCCUGCGAGGCGGCGCUGGCUUGUCCCGGGGUGUACGGCAGGUUGUUGACGCUGUUGCGGGAUUCGGAACCCGCCGUACGAUUGCUGGCAGCGGGCUGCAUUGCCACGCUGAGCCGCGUGCCGGGAUGCACGCAAUCCGAGGCCAUGCAACGAGCCGCGCUACCCGUGCUGCUGCGCCUGCUGGCUCAGCCCGCAACCCGGCCGCACGUGCCUGCCGUACUCGCCACCCUCAUCGAAACCAGCGAGCCCCUACAGAAGGCCGCAGCGGACGCUGACACUGUGAAGCUGCUUGCCGGGCUCCUCGCUAGCGACCCGGCAACAACGGGCGCAGCACCAACCGCUGCUACAGCCGCUGCUGCCGCUUCCCCCUCCCUGCCGCCGUCCACCGCCGUUGCACCCGUGUGCCCCUCUUGUCCCUCCUCGUCCUCCACGGGUGCUGCUGCGGCCGCUACGGCAGCAUGCGGGCACCGUCCGUCUCCUGCCUCGUUCUCCGCUGCCGCUGCUGUGGGCGCAUCGUGUGUGCGCGAGGGUUGCUUGCGGGCGCUGGGCAGCCUGUGUCUUAACCGAGAUGACAGCCGCAAGCAGCUGCUGGAGGCCAAGGUUCUCCGCCACGUCGUGCGCUGCCUGGCGGACCCCAGCGAGGGCGUGCGGGCGGCCGCAGCCCAGCUGGUGCGCGCGCUGUCACGAUGUGUGCGCAGCCUGCGGGGCGGGCUGCUGGAGGCGGCGGGCGGCAGCGGGGCGGCAGCAGGCGGCGGCGGCGGGAGCGGGGAGCUUGCGCCGCUGCUGGUGGGGCUGCUGGAGGACAGGAGCGUGGAGGUCAGGUCCGCCGCCGCCGCCGCGCUGUGCAACCUGGUGCUGGACUUCUCAUCCGCCAAGGCCUCCGUGCUGGCGGCGGGGGGCCUGCCGCGGCUGGUGGCACUCACCGCCCCGCACCGUCCCGACAUCCCGCCGCGGCUGCGGCUGCAUGCGCUGUGGGCGCUCGCCAACCUGACCUUCCGGGCGGACGCAGGCGUGCGGGCGGCGGUGAUGCAGUCCCUCCCCUUCUCCCGGCUACGUCAGCUGCUGUCCGAAUCACCCUCUGCAGCGGCUGCAACGGCAGCAGCGAACGAGGAGGAGGAGUCGGGUCUCUCCGAGCAGGCCAUGGUGCUGCUUCGUAACCUCUGCAUGGGGUCGUCGGGAGUGGGGCCAGGGGCGGGAGGCGGGAGUGCCCCGUCGCGCGGGGGCCACUUUCACGCCAGCAGCAGCAGCACCUGUACCGGACUAGCAGCUGUUCUGGAGUGGUCUGGGUACCGAAGCAGCCCACGCGGCACUCAAGCACUGCAGCAGCAGCAGGCGGUGCAGCAGGAGGUGGCCGAGGGCGAAUGGGAGGGGGAGGGCUUGCUGGCUGUGCUUCGGGAGCAGGUUGAGGCGGCGGUACGGGAGGCGGGUCUGCAGGGCGCAGCAGCGGAGGGCGGCUCCUCCGCCCCCUCCCCAGCGCCAAUCGCGCUGCCGCCCCGCCUAGUCCAGCUGGCCGCGCACGCGCUGUUCUGCACCGCCAACCUGCUCACCGGGGGAGCAGCCACCAAGCACGCAGUGGCGGCGUGCGACGGCCUCCUGCGGGCGGUGGUGGCGCUGCUCAGGCCGCAGGUUCCGGAGCAGCUGGCCCUCCCCGCCGUCUGGUGCGCCAUCAAUUUCACAUGGCCGGCGGUGGGAGGCAGUAACAGCAGCAGCGCUGGAGGUGCGGCGGCGGCGGAGACGGAGGCGGUACAAGCCAGGUGCCGUACGCUACAGGUGCUGGGCGCGGCGGAUCUGCUGGCGGAGCUGCAUCGCUGCCACCCCUCGCGGGACGUGCAGGAGCGAGCCAGGACGGCGCUGGAGCAGCUCAGGAAGGGGGCAGGGGGCGCGGAGGCCGCGGAUGCGGUGAAUUAGCAGGGGAGGGGUCGCUUGCAUGCUGAUGGGUUGAGCUGGCUAGGUUUGGGAUACGUUUCGCGGAUACGUGUGACAACAGGUUUCAUGCGUCCAGAGUGGGUCGUGGAAUGUGUCGACAGCGUCAAUUAAUUGUCCUCCGAGUCGCUUUACCAGUAGUCGACUUUGUGGAAUGGUGAAGGCGUACGGUACAUAUAUGAUGUACGGAAGCCUGUAGUACAUGGACAAGGGGGCGAUGGGCGAAUCGCGAAGUGUAGUACAACACGCUUGAAGGGGCCGUACCAGAUCGGCAACGGGC